AUGUCCUGCCAGCAGAACCAGCAGCAGUGCCAGCCCCCUCCCAAGUGCGCCCCCAAGUGCCCCACCCCUAAAUGCCCCCCAAAGUGUCCCCCGAAGUGCCCCCCAGUCUCCUCCUGCUGUGGCCCCAGCUCCGGGGGCUGCUGCAGCUCUGGGUGUGGGGGCUGCUGCAGCUCUGGGUGUGGGGGCUGCUGCCUGAGCCACCACAGGGGCCGCAGGUCCCACCACCGCCGCCGACCCCAGAGCUCUGAUUGCUGCAGCCAGCCUUCGGGGGGCUCUGGGUGCUGUGGAGGGGGGAGUGGUCAGUCCUCUGGAGGCGGCUGCUGCUGA
Molecule: messenger RNA, 327 nt
Organism: Budorcas taxicolor (takin)
Lineage: Eukaryota; Metazoa; Chordata; Mammalia; Artiodactyla; Bovidae
Product: late cornified envelope protein 1F-like
Exons: 1
Coding region: 1-327 (108 amino acids)
Biological process (GO): epidermis development
Source: RefSeq, a predicted model, not a curated record